This is a messenger RNA of Phragmites australis (common reed), 1099 nucleotides long. RefSeq lists its product as uncharacterized. NCBI's taxonomy places the organism in Eukaryota, Viridiplantae, Streptophyta, Magnoliopsida, Poales, Poaceae. Bases 431 to 955 code for a protein of 174 amino acids. The transcript is spliced from 2 exons. The record is from RefSeq and is a predicted model, not a curated record.
GGACUCCCGGAGACAGACCGUCCCUGUCCGGCGCUGCCCUUCGCCCCCGGUAUCGCUCCUCCUAUUCACCACUAGAUCUGUUGUUUUCUUCAGCCCGACAAUUUUGGGGGUCGGUUGCGGUGGCCUUAGUGCUUGUAUUACCAUGAUAGGGUAGGGUACUGCUUAGUGGAUUUGCCUAUCCGGAAGGAUUUGUCCAAGGAUGAAUUUGGGCAGAUAUACCUUGUCGUGAGCUGAUCCAAUGAGGGUUGCCGAUUUACUCGUGUUCCUGUGAUUUGCAAAGGCUUGGCAUUCAAGGUAAGGGCGCAGUUUUUUGCCGGCUACUCAACUCCGCCGCUCAAUUCCUAGCCCCCAUCGAGAUCUCCAUGCCGUGAGUGUGUGAGUGAGGUGAUUUCCUCUAAUUCCAAUCUCCCAACUUUCUUCCCUUGGUGGCAUGGCUGCCUCUGGCUCUGCUCGGGAUGAGGUGCUGGCGAAGGAGGUGGAGUUGGAGUGCGGCGACAUCUCAGCCUCGCAGGAGGACCUCCUCGCCCGCUCCUCCUUCCUCGGCAGUGGCGGGGAGGAGCUCGAGGUGUUCAGCACCCCUCUUACACAGGGAGGGCAAGAACAGAGCCAACAACAAAAGCACCAGGGGGGCCAAGGUGGGGAAGAGGAGGAAGAUGCCAUCACCAUGUGCACCCUCCCCUUCACCCAGUCCCCUUCCCCUUCCCCUUCCUCUUCGGAGGAGGGGCUGACCGAGUCGAAGAUGAUGACAAAGCAGCCAUGGAAGCCUAGGGUUUGCACGAGGAAGGUGAGAGGCGCCCGGAUCAGGACCCCGAGCCCCAGCCCCGACCGCCACAACAGUAACAUUGUUGACCCUCUCUACAGGGUCAUGCUCAUGAUCCCCACCUCUCCUGCUGCUGCUGCUGCUCCCACCGGUGACCUCGUCGUGCUUGCUCGCCAGCGCGGCAUCUUCUUCUAAGUUGACAGUAACUGUAAGUAAGCAGCCUGCCUUGUGCCUGUAUACCAAUCCGAUCCGAUCCGAUCCAUAUAUUUAUCCUUCGAGUGCUUUCUUUACCUGGAAGGCAUUUUCUUGCUGUAUUUUGUUUGGCACAAGACAACUAAC